AACGCUGUCGGUGAAGUCCCACACGCCACUGCUCUCACCGAGUUGCAGGCAGAGCAUAGAGGGCUUUGGGUCGGACCAGUGAUCUUUAAACCAUCUGAAUGCAACCAACAUAAUGCUGAUGUAACAGAGACUUCAGUGCCACUGGACGACAAAAGAACACACAUGGAGGGCUUUGGUCGUGGCAUGCGUUCCCAACGCGGACGUGGGGCAGACGAGGCGGAGAACUGGAGGAGCCCACGGAAGGAGGGGGGAUUUGAGAUGGGGUUCAGUCCUGGAGGCUUCAGCCCUGGGGGCCGUAGAGGAGGUGGCGGCUGGGCCCCUGGCAUGAGCCCGAAACAGAGAGGGGUCCCCCAGGGGUCCCCACGGCGGCCGGAGGAGAACUGGCGUGAUCGGGAGUAUCCCCCAGAGACGGGCCAGAGCAGGAGUAAGAGGAGGCAUCCCUCAGGGGAGAAGCAUGGGGGCCGUGGCUCAGGACUCCAUUGGAGAGAUAGGGGCACACGAGAAAUGGACAGAGUCCUGGUGAUUGACCACACCACCAAUUCCAUCUCAGACUUGCUACAGACCAUAAGCCAGCCUCUGGAUGAGACGCAGGGGAGAACAGAGGAAAGUGUGUGGUUUAGCUGCCAUUUGUGUGAUACAAAGAUGGACUCCGUGUCCAGGGCACAUUCACACCUGAGAGACCGCGGGCACAGAAGGAGGGCCAAGGAGAAGAGAGACGAGCUGAUGUUGAAGAGCAUCCCGCCUCCGGGAAAAGACCAGACAUCUGCCAUUGGCUCCGCUCUGGAGGGUGUGAUGGUGGCGGAGGGGCUAAGUGAGGAGGAUGUGCUGGUGCGGAGUGGGGUGUUGGCCCUGAUGCAGUCAGUUAUCACUCCAGUACUGCCAGGGAGUAAGCUCAGGUUGUAUGGAUCCUCCUGCACUAGGUUUGGCUUCAAAGAUUCAGAUGUCAACAUUGACAUCCAGGCCUCCUCCAGCAUGCAUCAGCCCGAUGUUCUACUGCUUGUACAGGAGACCCUAUCUAAAUGCUCUGAAUUUGUGGAGGUCCAGGGGGACUUUCACACGCGGGUCCCAGUGGUGGUGUGCCGAGAGAAGCAGAGUGCUCUGCUGUGCAGGGUGAGUGCAGGAAAUGACAGCGCCUGUCUGACGACGCAGUUCUUGUCUGCACUGGCCAGUCAGGAGCCACAUCUGCUGCCGCUGGUGCUGGGCCUCAGGCACUGGGCUAAGAUCUGUCAUGUGGACUGUGUGGAGGAGGGCGGCGUGCCCCCGUACAGCCUGGCCCUCAUGGUCAUCUGCUUCCUGCAGCAACGCAAAGAGCCCCUACUGCCAGCAUGCCUGGAGAGCACAGGGUUCUCUGUAGGGCAGCUUGCGGGCUUCUCUCUCACAGCCCUGGAGGACGAUGAGGUGCUGUGGGUGUACAGUCCCCCCCAGACAGACACACAGGUCCCCAAUGAGAGCACAGUGAAGCGUGGAAAGGUUCCACUGGUGUUUGGGGAGAGCAGCAGUGAGGUGGGCGUUGGGCUGCUGUGGGUGGAGCUCCUGCGGUUCUACGCGCUGGACUUCCAGCUGCAGGACCGCGUGCUGAGCGUGCGCACCAGCGCCCCCCUGUGGCGGGACAACAAGGACUGGCCCCGCAAGAGGAUCGCCAUCGAGGACCCCUUUGCGGUGGGGAGAAACAUAGCGCGUACCAUGAUCAGCCAGCCCAUGUUCGACUACUUCCUCCACUGCCUCAAGACCACCUACAAGUACUUCAGCCUCCGUCCCGCCCAUCCGGCAGCCAAUCACAAGCCUCGGAGCCAGCCCAGUCCUAAAGAGAGCUCGACUCCUCGCAAGGCCAGCGGGGAGGCCAAGCCCAAGGCCUGCCGCGAAUUGAACCACGUCCAGUCCGGGGUCAGGAACCUCCGAGAGACCUCCAAGGGGAGCAGUAGGAGACGGCAAAACUCCAACUGCUUGGCACAGGAGGAGCCGGAGGAGGAUGAGGAGUCCUCGGACCUUCUGGAGGAAGACGAGAGUGAGGAAGAGGACGAUUCUGAGGAGGAAGAGGUCAUGAAUCGAGAGGAGAAGAGGUGGGAGCCAUUCCAGGUGACGGCAGAGGAAGAGGGGCUAUUUGCUCUCGAUGAAGAGCUGAGCGAGGAGCACCCGUCCGACUCGGAGCGAGAGGAAGAGGUGGAGGAGGAGGAGGAGGACACUCUUCUGUCAGAGGAGGAGUCUCCUGCCGACUCCACCCCUUUAUCCCGCCCACACUCAUUCACCCCGUCCAAAUAUGGAAGUGCCGAGAAGAGCGCCGAGGCGUUGUUGAACGGCCUCCACUACCAUUUCACUAAGCAGGCCUUUACCUUGGGCAAGAAACCCACUCUGGUGUGCAGCCUGUGUAAGCGUGAUGGCCAUCUGAAGGCUGACUGUCCUGAAGACUUCAAGAAGGUGGAGAUGAAGGAUCUUCCCGCCAUGACCCCAAAGUUCCUCAAAAUCGUUGAUCAAGUGUGUGACCAGUGCUACAAGGAUUUUGCCCCAGAUGAGGUUGAGGAGCAGGUGAGGGAACACAUCCUGCAGGACCUGGAGACCUUCAUCAGACGCCAUAUAGAAGGAGCCCAUCUGAAGCUAUUUGGUUCAUCCAAGAAUGGCUUUGGCUUUAAGCAGAGUGACCUAGACAUUUGUAUGGUGCUUGAGGGCCAGGACACAGCUAUGGGGCUGGACUGCAUUGGCAUAAUCCUCAGCCUGGCUCGAGCUCUUGGCAAACACUCAGGUCUGAAGAACAUUAUUCCCAUCAUCACAGCCAAAGUGCCCAUUGUGAAGUUCUGCCAUGUGAAGACUGGCCUUGAGGGAGACAUCAGCCUUUACAACAGGCUGGGGCUGCAUAACACUGAGCUGCUGGCCUCGUAUGCCUCCAUUGACCCUCGUGUGCGGCAGCUCUGCUACACCAUGAAGGUCUUCACCAAGGUGUGUGACAUAGGGGAUGCGUCGCGAGGCAGUCUGUCAUCGUAUGCGUACACACUGAUGGUGCUGUUCUACCUGCAGCAGAGAGAGCCGCCCGUCAUUCCAGUAUUACAGGAGAUCUAUGAGGGCAAGACCAAACCUGAGGUGCUUGUGGAAGGUUGGAAUGUUUAUUUCUUCAGAGAUCUGAAGGAUCUGCCGCGCCGCUGGCCCUCAUACGGACAGAAUCAUGAGAGUGUGGGAGAGCUGUGGCUCGGGCUCCUGAGGUUCUACACAGAGCAGUUUGACUUCAAGGAGCGCGUUAUCUGCGUGCGUCAGAAAGACACGCUCUCCCCAUUCCAGAAGCAGUGGACCUCCAAAUAUAUCACCAUUGAAGAUCCCUUUGACUUGCACCACAACCUGGGAGGAGGCCUGUCCAGGAGAAUGAUCAACUUCAUCAUGAAAGCCUUCAUCAACGGCCGACGGGUUUUUGGGACACCUACGAAAGCCUUCCCCCCUGAAUACCCUGACAAAAUGGAGUUUUUCUUUGACCCUGAAGUGCUGACAGAAGGAGAAGUGGCCCCUAAUGACCGAUGCUGCCGCAUCUGUGGGAAGAUUGGACACUUUGUGAAGGACUGUCCCAUGCGCAAAAAGACCCGUAACAGGCGAGUUAGUAAUGACUGGGAGCACAACGACAGACAUAUGAAGGAGUACGACCGUCUGCGCAAACAGGAGCAGAAACGCUGCUUCAUCUGUGGGGCUAACACACAUGUGAAGAAAGCAUGUCCAUACUACAAACCAGGUGGUGUCAAACCUGAAGGUGGUUCUUUCUCCUCCUCUCCGUCCUCUACCAACCAGAUAAGAGUCGUCCCUAGAGAAAGGGAGAAGCAGAGCUCACCUCAGCUUGAAGGGAAGAAGAAGAAAAAAAAGAGGCCAAAGAAUAACCUAACCGUUGUUUUGGGACCUCAAGCAGGGAGUCUGGCUAGUCGACAUGUGUCUUUGACUCAGAAGAAGAAUCCAACGGAUUGAAACCGAAGUGCAGAUUUCUCUUAUUUCUCAUGAUUUAAUAACACCCUUCCCCCCCGACUUCCUCUACUUUUUCACCUUUCCCCUCUGUUCCAUCUCCGUUGUCCAUUUUUGUUUCUCCUCUCUCCGUCCUGUGUUCAGUGACACACAGGCUCUAGUUCCUGGGCACUAAUGUGCCGGUAAUAUACCAGUGCCACUCUUGUGUAUUCAAAUGUUCUUAAAGUCAAAGUGGACUGCAAGCCAGCGGCCUGCCCAUUCACUGGCAGUCAUUUCAGCGUUCUCUGAUUUACAGUGUUAAUAUGUUGUUUAGCGUCCCUUUGAAGUUUAGGGAUCUAUGGAUACAUACUAGCAGUAAUGGCAGUCUGAUGCCACAACUCCCCUCCAAACACAAGCGUACAGAUGAUGUGUGCCUGUAAAGGUACGUCUAGAAGCUCAGAGAGCUCAUGUCUCAGAAGGGCAGACUGUGGCUGCCGGAUAUGUUUGUGUUAGAAGAGGCAGGGUCAGUACUUAAGCUUUGUUUCGCAUUGUUAAAGAGAGGCAGUCUGUGCUGAAGCCUCCUUCAUUUUACCUCCAUCUGUGAGGAACCUUUUAAAGUCCUUACUUUUUUAAAAGCGUGAUGCAUGAUGUUCCUUUAACUCCACAGCUUUUUUAAUUUAUUGUUUUUUAUCUUUUAAUUAGACAUUUUAUUUGUCUCAAACACUGUCAAGUGUCAACCCUCUACUGUCUGUCUCCGUUCUGCACUGAAGAGCCAGUAGGCGGUGUGUGCUGUGUUCUGUGCUGUUCUCUGUGAAUGAGACCGUAUGUGCUUGCGAGUGUGUUAACAGGACAGUGUGGGUGUGCUUGCAUGAGGUAUCUGUUGUAUGUGUGUAAUGCGUGAUUGUUUUUGUCUGUGGCACUUGUUUGAGAUGAGCUGUACAGAGCACAGAGACAACUGAAUGUGUCCAAGAGGGGUUUGGGUAUGUAGCUUUAUUUGCCAAGUGAGUUUUUCUUAAAUUCUUGUUUAUGAUUUUAUUAUGUGGACUGCUGAAUUUGCUGCUACUCAAAUAAAAUUUCUUUAACGAUA
Messenger RNA from Sardina pilchardus (European sardine), 4993 nucleotides. RefSeq names its product terminal uridylyl transferase 7 (gene tut7). The coding region runs from base 163 to 3933 and encodes 1256 amino acids. The transcript has 30 exons. Lineage: Eukaryota; Metazoa; Chordata; Actinopteri; Clupeiformes; Clupeidae. The record is from RefSeq and is a predicted model, not a curated record. Gene Ontology annotation, molecular function: nucleic acid binding; RNA uridylyltransferase activity; zinc ion binding.